Messenger RNA from Vitis riparia (riverbank grape), 644 nucleotides. Its product is annotated as B3 domain-containing protein At3g06220-like. The coding region runs from base 150 to 632 and encodes 160 amino acids. The record is from RefSeq and is a predicted model, not a curated record. The transcript is spliced from 3 exons. Lineage: Eukaryota; Viridiplantae; Streptophyta; Magnoliopsida; Vitales; Vitaceae. Gene Ontology annotation, molecular function: DNA binding.
UUUCUUGCUUCUGGUUUCACAAAUGGCUCUGUGUUUUUUCUGAUAUAAGUAGGUGUGACCUUGUGACCUGAAACAAUAGGGUUUCCCUUCUAGCUCAUAUACUCACCUAUUCUCUGGUUUGUGGAGUGUUUUUUUUUGUUGUUGAUCUGAUGAGUUCACCACCAAGAGAGUUGCCUGAAUUCUGCAACGUGUAUCUCCCAGAGUACAGCUCGGACAGACUGCUCAUCCCAACAGCUUUUUUAGGGCACUUUAAUGGCGUUGUGCCUGAAAAGGCCAUCCUCAGAGGAUUUUCUGGGAGAGUUUGGCUCAUGGAGGUAGGCUUAAUUGGAAAGGAUGUGUACUUUCUGAACGGUUGGCAGCGAUUUCGGACAGAUAAUUCCCUAGAGGAGGGGGUCUUUUUGGUUUUCCGUUAUGAUGGCAGUCAUAUAUUUGAUUUUAAAUUGUUUGGGAGAAAUCAAUGUGAAAAGAUAGAGACUGACAACGAUCAACUUCAAGCUCAGAUGCAAGAAACAGAGCCCUUUCAACAGUUAGUUAGGUUGCAUUUUCUGAGCCUGCCAAGGAUAAAAGAAAGCUUGGAGUGGCUUGUUGGAACUACCCACAUAAUGCUAAAGAGUUUUACCAUGGGAUAUUGACGUAAAAGUGGU